AUGAGCAUUGAUUCGCCCUCAGAUGCUAGCGACGUGUUUGAUCGGGGCAACCAAUAUGCCCUUGAGGAUGGCAAGCUACUCGGGUAUGGCUUAAAGGGUGUCACAACAGCUAUGGUUCAGGAGACCUGUAACCAAGUGACUGAAAGCUAUGCCAAGGAGAUCUUGCAUUGGCCCAACGGACGACUCGCGAAGCCGGACAUCUUCAGCCCGGUGGAUGAAGGUACUUUCGAGGACCUUGGCGAAUGCACCAAGCACUUUGUCAAAUACCUGCGGGAUCUUUUUGAGUCAUCACCGCCAAAGCAGAUUCCUAUAUAUCCUCAUGCAUUCAUUGCCUUCUCACAAGAUGAGCUGCCGCGCAAUGCGACCCUCGUUCUCGCAUACAAGGCCCGUGGUCUAUGGCAACUAGAGCAUCGAUCAGUCCCGGUAAAAGUUGAAUUAGGCCAGUCAGUCGAUGGAUUGAGGAUGGGUGACGAGACUGCAAAGGAUUUGCUCGACCGGUACCCUAGCGACGGCCCCGCAAACUCGACCGAACAACGUCGAGGUGACUCUGACUCCCGGCCAACCGAUAAAUGGGCUUUCGCCGUUUUCAGCACCGGGCUGUUGUCAGCACUCCCACUACCAGCCCUAAUUGAUCCUUCGACUGACGAAGUCCAACCAUCGGAAGCGACGCUUGACCUCAUUGGUGACCCAGAAACGAGUCGAUUUCAGAUGCCUUGGGAGAGAAUGAAGGAACUGUUUCCUGUUAUUUGUCGAGACGAUGAGCGUCGAGGCUGGCGCACAAACGGGAUGAAGUUACACAAAAAUGUGUUUAUCUGCUGUGAUAACGAUAAACCAGAGGAGAAGGGGGUCUUGAUCCUGCAAUUGGAGUGGGACGGUAACACUGAGAAGGACGAUCAUGAGUUGAAGAAUGUUGGGAAGGCUGCAAAGGUCCACGAGACAAGGGCAGGAGUUAAGGAGGCUUUAACGAAGGCACGCGAGAUAGCAGAGUGA
This is a messenger RNA of Penicillium cinerascens, 990 nucleotides long. RefSeq lists its product as uncharacterized. The transcript has a single exon. The record is from RefSeq and is a predicted model, not a curated record. Lineage: Eukaryota; Fungi; Ascomycota; Eurotiomycetes; Eurotiales; Aspergillaceae. The coding region runs from base 1 to 990 and encodes 329 amino acids.